This is a messenger RNA of Aspergillus heteromorphus CBS 117.55, 2591 nucleotides long. RefSeq names its product cleavage polyadenylation factor subunit YSH1 (gene ysh1). NCBI's taxonomy places the organism in Eukaryota, Fungi, Ascomycota, Eurotiomycetes, Eurotiales, Aspergillaceae. Gene Ontology annotation, cellular component: mRNA cleavage and polyadenylation specificity factor complex. Gene Ontology annotation, biological process: mRNA 3'-end processing by stem-loop binding and cleavage. The transcript has 4 exons. Gene Ontology annotation, molecular function: 5'-3' exonuclease activity; RNA endonuclease activity; RNA binding. The record is from RefSeq and is a predicted model, not a curated record. Bases 17 to 2461 code for a protein of 814 amino acids.
UUAGCUUGACGCCGGCAUGCACCCUGCGAAAGAAGGGUUCUCGGCUCUUCCCUUCUUUGACGAGUUUGAUUUGAGUACGGUGGAUAUUCUUCUGAUAAGCCAUUUCCACGUGGACCACUCUUCUGCGCUUCCCUAUGUGCUCAGCAAGACCAAUUUCAAGGGUCGCGUGUUUAUGACCCACGCCACCAAAGCUAUUUAUAAGUGGCUGAUCCAGGAUAACGUGCGAGUGAGCAAUACGGCAUCGUCGUCCGAUCAACGUACCACCCUGUACACUGAGCAUGAUCAUCUGUCCACGCUUCCCUUGAUCGAAACGAUCGACUUUAACACCACACAUACAAUCAACAGCAUUCGCAUCACUCCCUACCCUGCUGGCCAUGUGCUUGGCGCUGCGAUGUUCCUGGUCUCAAUUGCCGGUCUAAACAUCCUUUUUACCGGCGACUACUCUCGCGAAGAAGACCGGCAUCUGAUCCCAGCAGAAGUCCCCAAGGGUGUGAAGAUUGAUGUCCUGAUUACCGAGUCGACAUUCGGUAUCUCGUCCAAUCCACCCCGGCUGGAACGUGAAGCGGCUCUGAUGAAAGCCAUCACCGGAGUUUUGAAUCGCGGUGGCAGAGUCUUGAUGCCUGUCUUUGCCCUAGGUCGCGCCCAGGAAUUGUUGCUCAUUCUUGAUGAAUACUGGGAGACCCAUCCGGAGCUGCAAAAAAUACCCAUCUAUUAUAUCGGAAAUACGGCUAGAAGAUGUAUGGUCGUGUAUCAGACAUAUAUAGGUGCAAUGAACGAUAACAUUAAGCGGCUCUUUCGUCAGCGUAUGGCGGAGGCGGAGGCUAGCGGCGACAAAAGUAUCAGUGCGGGGCCCUGGGAUUUCAGAUUCGUCCGAAGUUUGCGCAGUCUGGAACGCUUCGACGAUGUAGGAGGAUGUGUCAUGCUGGCCUCUCCGGGUAUGCUUCAAACGGGAACAAGUAGGGAGCUACUGGAGCGGUGGGCCCCGAAUGAGCGCAACGGUGUUGUCAUGACGGGCUAUAGCGUGGAGGGUACAAUGGCCAAACAGAUCCUGAACGAGCCGGAACAGAUCCCUGCGGUGAUGUCAAGAGCGUCAACCGGCCUGGUGAGGCGAGUCAUGACUGGAAAUGAGGACGAGCAGAAGGUUAUGAUUCCCAGGAGGUGUACUGUGGAUGAGAUCAGUUUCGCCGCCCAUGUAGAUGGAGUGGAAAACCGAACUUUCAUUGAAGAAGUUUCCGCGCCAGUUGUGAUUCUCGUACAUGGCGAGAAACACCAAAUGAUGCGACUCAAAUCGAAGCUUCUCAGCCUGAAUGCAGACAAGACCGUCAAAGUCAAGGUCUAUACACCGGCAAAUUGCGACGAGGUCCGCAUUCCGUUUAGAAAAGACAAGAUCGCGAAAGUUGUGGGCAAAUUGGCUCAGAUUUCGCCUCCCACAGAAGAGGAAGAUGGCCACCUCAUGGCUGGUGUCCUUGUUCAAAACGGGUUCAACCUGUCAUUGAUGGCACCUGAUGACCUUCGCGAGUAUGCUGGUCUGACAACGACGACGAUCACAUGCAAGCAGCACAUCACAUUGAGCUCUGCAAGCAUGGACCUGAUCAAGUGGGCUCUAGAGGGUACUUUUGGUGCCAUCGAAGAGGUUGGCAACCCCCAACAAGAGAAAAUAAAGGAAGAACCCAAAGCCGACUCGGAGACCCCCGAUGGGGAGGAGCAGGAACCGAAAGAGGCUGCAGAUGAGGAGAUCCCGAUGGAAGAUACACAAACCUAUCUGGUCAUGGGCUGUGUGCUUCUCCGAUACUACCCCCGUACUCGCGAGGUAGAGUUGGAAUGGGAGGGAAACAUGAUGAAUGACGGAGUCGCUGAUGCAGUUAUGGCCGUUCUUCUCACUGUUGAGAGCAGUCCUGCGUCUGUAAAGCAAUCUGCGAAGCAAAACCACCACCACCAUCAUCAUCACAAGCACAACGACACCCCCCAACUGCCCAAUCCCCAUGGAUAUUCAGGCCCGGAAGAGCGUUUCCGUCGUCUUCUCAUGAUGCUUCAGGCGCAAUUUGGAUCCGAUAUCACCCCCAUUGAGCGUCCCCGACUACCUCAAGAUCAGACGACGAAUGGCAAGGAUGGAAAAGAUGGAGAGACCCCUGUGAAGGAAGAAGAGGACGAGAAUGAGGAUGACUUCACGGAACUUGAGGCAGUUGAGCUUGCCCGUCUGCAUGCUCUGGGCAUGCCUUUCCCCGGCCUCGAGAUCAAGGUCGACAAGCAUGUUGCCCGCAUCUGGCUCGAGGAUCUUGAAGUGGAGUGUGCCAACGCGGUGCUGCGGGAUCGGGUCCGCGUGGUCAUUGAAAGGGCAGUGGAAACCGUGGCAAAUAUGUGGACGGAGGGCCCCCUUCCAUCGGCUGCAAACGGUGAGGGGAAAGAGGUUGUCAAAGACCCUUCCCUCGCCAAGGCCGCCGCAAUCGAAGCUGAUGCUUGAAGAUAAGUGACAUGUAUCAUUAAAUGUUUAUUUUCCCUCUUGUAUCUGCUCUGCUGUUCCAUAAGGCGAACAUCAAAAGACAAUGCACAGCUGAGUUUGCUGUGUGCUUGUGAAGAGAAUAUAAUGAUUG